AUCUUUGCUGUGGUGUUUACCUGGCUAUGUAUAGUUGGAUUAGUUAAAUCCAAGGAAGAAGAAAAAUCAAUGUCAGAUUACAGCUACCUCAAGUCUCUGAUUCGAUUACCUCAGAGUUACAGCUAUGGACUAAAAAUAGGGUUUCCACCUGGUAUAAUUGGAAGUGAACUUCUACCUAUAGUCAGCCCACCUUCAAAAGGUUCCUUGCGAAUUAAACCUUGGUUUAACAAAAGGAGAAGCAAAUGGAUUCGAGAGUUUUCAUCAGAGAAAGACUUAGAAGAAAUGUGCAUUAAGGGCAAUCAAUACUGGUUGACUUGUGCCUUUCGGUGGAUGCAACUCCUAGAUCACCAAAAGAUUUUCAAUGAUAUUCAAAAUACCAGAAAUCUGGAAUUCAAAGCCGCCAUGCAACAGGCUGUUCCUAGCGCCGAUUUAUACAGAAUGGAAUAUAUACUGAACUUAUGCCAUUUCAGACGCAUUUAUCAAAUUCAUUCAAACAAUUUAUUCAUGAUUCCAGAUCCUUAUGGGCUGUGUCCUCGUGUAUGUGAUGAACGUAGUGGAGCUUUCAGGGAGAGUGAGGAGGAAAAUAUGAAAAAGGCUGGCCUUUUAAAAUUGGGAAAGCGAUCAUUGCAGUGCGAAUUCCCUGAUGAUCUUCCUAAUUUCUUGUCUUCAGUGUGUACGCCUGAUCCAAGAGACUGGCGAGCUCCUGGCUACCUAGCGGAAUCAAUUGCCAACUAUACCAACCAUUCCUCCAGUUGGCGAUUUGAGCCACCCAGUUACUAUAAAAAUUUACAGUGUGAUAGAGAGGGGACUCAUGAUAUAGGUUACAUCUGCUUGGAUGGAAAAGGACAGCCAAUCAAGGGGUUCCUGAGUCCACAUUGCAGAAAGGCAGAGUACUGCAUUUGUAAGCCAAUGUACUAUGGGGCCAAUUGUGAGAAGAGGAAAAACCCAUGUGAACAACCUAUUGGCAAAACACCAUCUGGAGAUGUCGCUUGUAGAGUUUCAGGUGGAAAUAAAUGCAUCCCGGAUAUGGUAUCAUCGAGUUACUCCUGUCAGUGUCUUCCCAGUUUCCGACGCUUCGAUUACAAAGAAGGUCCAAUGGCUGGAAAAGACAAUUGCGCUGAACUAAUAAACGUUUGCCUUGCGACAAAAUGCCAUCAUGGAUAUUGCAUUUCUGCAGCAGAACGUGACCCCGAAACAGGAAAAAUGGCUAUAAUUGGAAAGUGUGUUUGCAAUCGUGGUUGGAGAGGUAGGUUCUGUAGUCAACCCUAUCCUAUCAAUAAUUGGACACCAUGGACAUCAUGGUCCGCCUGCGAGCCCUCAUGUCAACAAGGCCUUUACGAGGGUGGUCGAUAUAGAUACCGAAAAAGAAUGUGUAUUGAUCCGUAUCAUGAGGACUGCCAGUUCACCGAACUUGUUUCAAGCAGUGGGAUUAGGAAGUAUAGAAACCCAUUGGUUAUCGAGAGGAGAAUCUGUAGACCAAGACCGUGCGAUAGGUAUCUACGGUUAGCUACUGAAUCUAUUGAAAAGGCACCACCAGAAGCUGUCAUAGUGACUUUUCAAACAAUGCAUAUGAUAGAAUCGGCUUUGGGUCUUCUUUGCAUACUCUUGCUCCUAGUUACGACUAUUGCUUUCUGGUCUGUGUGGAUGCAAAACAAGCGCGCUAGCAAAGCAGCCAAAGAAACCUACAAGAAGAUCCAAGCGACGCUUAAAAGCAAGGAAAACUUCUAG
Molecule: messenger RNA, 1728 nt
Organism: Rodentolepis nana
Lineage: Eukaryota; Metazoa; Platyhelminthes; Cestoda; Cyclophyllidea; Hymenolepididae
Source: the annotation of a GenBank genome assembly